GAGAGGGAGGAAGUGGUGAGGAUGCUGUUCAUUGCUGCAGCACUUUGCUCCCCAUCUCACCACCGUCAGUCAGUCACAGAGUUUACGACACAAAACAUCGGGGCUGUUUCACUGACCUGUAUUCAUCACCGUCUACAUAUGACCAUGUCUGUUAAGGAGUGGCGUAGCUGGAAAAUGCAGUUCCGAUAAAGCCCAUUCAAGGUAAAUCACUGCGUCUGGGUCGCUCAUCGCUGAGGGGAAAAAAGGAACUCAGCAUCGAAGUUAGAGGAAGGACACCUGCGCUUCCCUCUGAUCAAGUUCUCUCUGUCCGAAAGAUGUCAACCUCCAGCGCUGACAGUAUGGGAAGAGGAACCAAAGUGUCAAAGGAUCAUAAAAAGCCCACAGCUUCUGCCCUGAAAGGAGCCAUCCAGCUGGGCAUCGGCUACGCUGUGGGCAACCUCAGCUCCAAACCAGACAGAGAUGUUCUCAUGCAAGACUUCUCUGUGGUGGAGAGCGUCUUCCUGCCCAGCGAGGGCAGCAACCUGACCCCAGCACAUCACUUCCCCGAUUUCCGUCUGAAAACGUACGCACCGCUGGCCUUUCGCUACUUCAGAGAGCUGUUUGGCAUCAAACCAGACGACUACCUGUACUCCAUCUGUAAUGAGCCUCUGAUCGAGCUGUCCAACCCCGGUGCCAGCAGUUCCUGGUUCUACCUCACCAGCGAUGAUGAGUUCAUCAUUAAGACGGUGCAGCAUAAAGAGGCCGAGUUCCUGCAGAAGCUGCUGCCUGGUUACUACAUGAAUCUGAAUCAGAACCCGAGGACGUUGCUGCCGAAGUUCUACGGCCUUUACUGCAUCCAGUGCAGCGGCAUCACCGUCCGCGUGGUGGUGAUGAACAACGUGCUGCCGCGCGCCAUGAAGAUGCACUACAAGUACGACCUGAAGGGGUCCUCGUACAAGCGCCGCGCCUCGCGGAAGGAGCGCACCAAGUCCUCGCCCACGUUCAAGGACCUGGACUUUCAGGAGAUGCACGAGGGCCUGCACUUCGAUGCUGACACCUACAGCGCCCUGAUUAAGACCCUGCAGAGGGACUGCCGGGUCCUGGAGAGCUUUAAGAUCAUGGACUACAGUCUCCUUCUGGGGAUUCAUGUUUUGGACCGGAAGCCGCUGAGCAGAGGAAGCCGAAUGGACAGCAGGAGAGGAGGGAAAGUCCUCUACUCCACCGCCCUGGAGUCCAUCCAGGGCACGGUGAAGGACCCCGAACCGGUGGCUGAUGAUGACACAUUUGGUGGUAUUCCUGCCAAACAUAAAGACGAAAACCUGCUCAUAUUUUUAGGGAUCAUCGACAUCCUUCAGUCCUACAGGUUCAUCAAGAAAGUGGAACACUCCUGGAAAGCGCUUGUACAUGAUGGGGACACAGUGUCGGUUCACAGGCCCAGUUUUUACGCAGACAGAUUUCUGAAAUUCAUGGGCUCGACAGUAUUUAAAAAGAUUCAUCCUUUAAGAGGAGCUUCUUCCAAGAGGAAGAGAGGUUCCCUCUAUGCAGCAAAGUCUGCAUCCCAGGAGGUCCUGUCCCCACAGAGGGAGGAGAAGAGGGAGGAGAAGAAGGCCCAGAGCAUGGACAACCUGGACGGGAACUUUUACAGUUCCUCCAAGCAACCAGAUCUUCUGCCACGAUCUGUGGCCUUCGAAUCUCCCAGAGAUGAUGACGAGGAGUGUGACGACAGUGAAGACCGACGAGCCUCCAGUUCAACGAUCGCUCUGGAAGACCCCCUGUCGUCUCUCAGCAGGAGCCAGUCAGACUCUGAGCUGGACGUCUACUUGUGUCACACAGACUCACCCAGGCGACCCAGCUGGAGUUGAUCAGUUGUUUGCAUCCCCAGCAUCCAUAAACUACUCUUACUUCUAUCUGGCGAGGGAGAUGAUCUGAACCUGAAACCCCAACGCAGAACAAAGUCCAGGCUGGAUUUGGAGGAAAGAGAUGUUCUUUACUCUAUGGUUUUAUUUUUAGUAUUUAAAUGACAGCGUAAACAUCCAUGUGAAGGGAAAACGGUUUAAGUGAUAUGAAUCUGAAACAGGACAGUUCCACCUACAAACAGGAGAUCACAUGGUAUAUAAAAAAAAACUCAUUUUCAUCAAAUAAAUCCACUGAGUACACAAAUCGAACAUGGUUCAAGAUACACAGUGAGAUGACACACCAUGACACACACUUUUGCUUUAACUGUUUGACUUUUUGAGGAGAAUUACUAAUAUUAGUCACUUUAAAUAGAGUCUCUGUGGCCUGUGGUCAGUGGGCCUGUUCAGAAAUCCAUUCACCUUCAGGUAGUAAAUCCCAAAGUCCUAAUUCAUUUGAAACCAAACACCAAUUGUUGUCCUUGUUUCCUAAGUCAUAAAGGGGGGGAAAUCCUCUUUUUUUGCUCCCCAGUGAGAAGAACUGAGUGAUGGGUCCUCUCCCGACCUUCGACCUCUCAGUCCCACGGUGUCGAGGCAUCAGUGUGUGGCCACAGUGUGAAUGCUGCGCAAACUACAGGCGGUUCCAUCCUCUGCCGGCAUCACUCUGCGCCUCUGUGACUUUCCCUCUCUUGAGUCAAACUAAAGUCCCAUUCUCAACGAAUGGGGACACAGUCUGUGUUCAUCUGUGUUGAGGUUAUUGAACCACCCUGUUAAUAAAAAACACUAUGAUGCUGUUUCUUCUCUCAGUAACUGUGCACUUUGCUUCUAGUCCAGUGCUUUAAAAAAAAAAAAAAAGGAGUUGCAGUCUGACCUCUCCUUUUGGUUUGUCUUAGUUUGUGUGCUAAAGUUCAAAUUCCUGAGCGGCUGGAUCCCUGAGGAAAUAUGUUGUGUUGUAACUUAAUCAGCCGCAGGAAAAUAAUAAUCGUUCGCUGUUAUUUUUCCAAUCACAGAAUUACAGAGUUGUGUUGAGAUCAUAUUGCUUUUCAGGAAUCGCUCAUCUGUGGAGACAUUCAGAUGUGCACCAGUGGUCCAGUGUGUUCUGUGCUUACAAACAUUAUGUAUAACUUUUACAAUAGAUUACUUAAUAAAUAAAAGUAUUUGCUUUUGAUUAUUUGAUUGUUUUAAUGUUUUUAAUGUUCUUACUACAGCCUUACGCUGCCUACUACAGGCUGUGAAUUGACCAACAUAAAUGCUGUAAUCACAUACUCUUCAUAUAGUCUUUGAUCCCUCGCCUUUCAUGCAUUUCCUUGUCAUUUCCCUUGAGAAUGUACAUUUCAUUUUCACUGAAGUGAAUGCAAACCAAUCCCUUUUGUCCUGGAGGUAAAAUAUGACCACGUUUUGUCUUCACAUGCCUUCAGGAGUUCAACAGUCUGUGCUUCGCUGAGAUUUAUAGGCCUUCCACUGUAUUAUAGCAAUACUUUGUAAUUGUAUUUUUGAAAUAAAUUAAUAUUUAAAGUCCCU
Molecule: messenger RNA, 3392 nt
Organism: Acanthopagrus latus (yellowfin seabream)
Lineage: Eukaryota; Metazoa; Chordata; Actinopteri; Spariformes; Sparidae
Gene: pip5k1ba
Product: phosphatidylinositol-4-phosphate 5-kinase, type I, beta a
Exons: 15
Coding region: 315-1841 (508 amino acids)
Biological process (GO): phosphatidylinositol metabolic process
Molecular function (GO): phosphatidylinositol kinase activity
Source: RefSeq, a predicted model, not a curated record